Gamsiella multidivaricata is the source of this 1323-nucleotide messenger RNA. Its product is annotated as vacuolar protein sorting-associated protein 4. Gene Ontology annotation, biological process: vacuole organization; endosomal transport. Bases 1 to 1323 code for a protein of 440 amino acids. The record is from RefSeq and is a predicted model, not a curated record. The transcript has 8 exons. Lineage: Eukaryota; Fungi; Mortierellomycota; Mortierellomycetes; Mortierellales; Mortierellaceae. Gene Ontology annotation, molecular function: ATP hydrolysis activity; ATP binding.
AUGGCCGAUUUUCUCUCUCGCGCAGUCGAGAUGGUGCGGCGAGCAACUGAGGAAGACACCAAGGGGAACAUGGAAGAAGCCCUAUUAUUGUAUCAAACUGCCUUUGAAUACUUUCUCACCGCACUCAAAUACGAAAAGAACGAGCGCGUGAGGGACACGGUUCGGAAAAAGCUCGUCGAGUACAUGGCCAGGGCCGAAAAGAUCAAGAUGCACUUGGCCAAGCUGGAGGAAAAGCCUAAAAAGAAGGCCAUGGCCGCAUCCUCCAACAUCAUUCAUGGACGAGGCAACAAGAAAAAGGACAGUGACGAUUCGGAUGAUGAGGAUGCGGAUACAAAGAAAUUAAAGGACGCAUUGACAUCCGCCAUCUUGACGGAGAAACCGAACGUCAAGUGGUCCGAUGUCGCAGGACUUGAUGCCGCAAAGGAAUCACUAAAGGAGGCUGUCAUCCUUCCUAUUAAAUUUCCUCACUUGUUCACAGGAAAUCGUGUGCCAUGGAAGGGUAUCUUGCUGUAUGGACCACCGGGAACAGGAAAAUCGUUUCUGGCCAAGGCAGUUGCAACAGAGGCCAAUUCGACCUUCUUUUCUAUCUCUUCAUCGGAUCUCGUCUCAAAAUGGAUGGGAGAAUCAGAGAGGCUGGUGAAGCAAUUGUUCCAGAUGGCCCGAAAGAGCAAGCCCGCGAUUAUUUUUAUCGACGAAGUAGAUUCACUGUGCGGAUCGCGUGGCGAAGGAGACAGCGAGGCAUCGCGUCGUGUCAAGACAGAGAUUUUGGUGCAGAUGAACGGUGUUGGCAACGAUAUGGAUGGCGUCCUCGUCCUUGGCGCCACCAAUAUCCCAUGGCAGCUGGAUGCUGCCAUCCGAAGACGAUUUGAGAAGAGGAUUUAUAUUCCGCUGCCGGAUGCGCAUGCGAGAGCAAAGAUGUUUGAGCUGAAUGUCGGCAAGACGCCCUGUGCGAUUACAUCGCAGGAUUAUAAGUACCUCGGACAAAUCACAGAAGGAUACUCUGGAUCGGAUAUUACAAUUGCUGUGCGAGAUGCACUGAUGAUGCCAAUCCGUAAAGUGCAGGCGAGCACACAUUUCAAGUGGGUUGAUGCGCCUUCACGUGCGGACCCUGGAAAGAUGACGAAGCAUCUGACGCCGUGUUCGCCUGGUGACCCUUCGGCGUUGGAAAUGAGCUGGGAGCAAGUCGAGAGCGAUCAGUUGCUGGAACCAACGUUGGGGAUGCAGGAUUUUUUGAGGGCGGUGAAGUCUGUAAGGCCGACUGUCAGUGCGGAUGAUAUUGUCGAGCACACAAAGUUCACGCUCGAAUUUGGAAGCGAGGGAUAA